AACAUCGUCUUAGUAUAGAAAAGAGGUCUGACUAGCUGGCAAGUAUAAAUAAAGGUUUGAAGUUUGAUCAACAGACCUGUUCAAGCAUCACUCACCCUCCUGCAGAUUCUUAGAGUGAAGUGAAGACCUGAUUUUCCAAAAGGAUGUAUGUUUUUGUGGUAUUCGCUGCCCUUGGCACCAUGGGCUGGACCAUGCCUUUACCUGAUUUUUACUCUUACUCGUCGGCUGUUGGGGAUGGCAGUGGAACUGAAUUCUCUACUGCACGUCCGGGUCAGAUAACUGGAGUGAAAGUUUAUGAAUAUCCAUACGGCGGCCAAUACAUCAAUGGGAUUCAGCUAAGAUACGGAAAUAACUGGACCGAACUGGUUGGUGUAAGUUAUUAUGGCAACCAAGAAGAGAUGACACUUUUUGACAAUGAAUACAUCGUUCAAGUGUCUGGAAAGUAUUACAGCGGCUACAUCUCUGAGGUUAUGUUUGUCAGUAAUCACGGGCGCUUUAUGAAAGUGGGGCAAGCGACUGGAAAUUCGUUUAACUUCUACCCAACCCAUGAUGGAAGUGAACUACGUUUCCUCAGUGGCCGACAGAAUGGAUUUGCUCUCACUUCCCUUGGGGCUCACUGGGCUGUGUACUACUCUAACACAAAUACCAACACAACUUCAACUUAAAGUCAUACAGUACAGUAUGGGUUCAUACAUAAUUCCAGUUAACAAAUCACCUACUAACCUAAGUAACGUUCUUAGUAGUGUUCUUUCGUUCUGAGCUGUUGGAGGGAGGUAAAUUAUGUAUUUAGGCCUAAAAUGAAUACAUAUUCUCCAAAUCAACACUAAAUCGGUAUUAUUAAAAAAUGAUUUAGUCAUGUUCUGUCAUAAUCAUGUUUAUAUUUUCUUGUUUCUUUUAUUAUGAUUAUUUCUAAAAUGCCUCUGAUCAUUUUAUUGUAAUGAGGAAUGAUUAUGUACCAUGAAUGUGAAUAAAAUAUAGCAAUAUGUACUUGAA
Molecule: messenger RNA, 993 nt
Organism: Triplophysa rosa
Lineage: Eukaryota; Metazoa; Chordata; Actinopteri; Cypriniformes; Nemacheilidae
Product: zymogen granule membrane protein 16-like
Exons: 4
Coding region: 144-665 (173 amino acids)
Source: RefSeq, a predicted model, not a curated record